AUGAAGUCUCCGCAUACGCACGGCGCCGGCGCGAUCGCAUUCGGCGUCCUCAGCUUCGGCUUGACCUUCCUCGGGGUGCCGUCGGCCGCUCCUGGCGCUGACUCCAACUCCACAAUACCCACGAGCAAAGCUGGUUACUGGGGAGAGCCGACCGCGGUGCACCAGUUUUGCGAGCCGAAGUACGCGUCGAGCCACUAUUUUGCCGAGUACUUCAACUCCCUCUCAUCGCUGGCGCCGACGGCUCCCGAAAGCUUGCCACCAUACCGUUGCCACAUCCGCGCCGGAAGGCUCUAG
Emiliania huxleyi CCMP1516 is the source of this 294-nucleotide messenger RNA. RefSeq lists its product as hypothetical. The transcript is spliced from 2 exons. Bases 1 to 294 code for a protein of 97 amino acids. The record is from RefSeq and is a predicted model, not a curated record. Lineage: Eukaryota; Haptophyta; Isochrysidales; Noelaerhabdaceae.